This is a messenger RNA of Lycium ferocissimum, 1638 nucleotides long. RefSeq names its product tetrahydroberberine oxidase-like. Gene Ontology annotation, molecular function: FAD binding; oxidoreductase activity. The record is from RefSeq and is a predicted model, not a curated record. NCBI's taxonomy places the organism in Eukaryota, Viridiplantae, Streptophyta, Magnoliopsida, Solanales, Solanaceae.
AUGGGGCCACAUAUUUCUUUGGUUUCCUUUCUUUUAGUACUAUUUGUUUUCUCAUCAACUUCAUGGGCAACUUUAGUUGAUAAUCAUGAAGAAUUCAUCCGAUGUCUAUCUAAUUGUAACCAAACCUCAUCCGUUUACACCCCAAAUAACUCUUCUUAUUCAUCGAUUCUUCAAUUCUCCAUACAAAACUUAAGGUUCAACACCACUAAAACUCCAAAACCUCUUGUAAUUGUGACCCCAACUAGUGAAUCAGAGGUCCAACAAGUCAUUAUUUGUGCUAAGAAAACUGGGAUGCACAUUAGGGUUCGUGGAGGAGGACAUGACUAUGAAGGCCUUUCUUAUGUCACUGAGGUUCCAUUUGUUAUAAUUGAUCUUAUAGAACAUAGAGCAAUCAAUGUUAAUGUCAAUGACAAGAGUGCAUGGGUUGAAGCUGGAGCAACUAAUGGUGAACUCUAUUAUAGAAUCGCGGAGAAAAGCAAAACCUUAGGGUUUCCAGCUGGUGUAUGUCCGACAGUUGGUGUUGGUGGACAUUUUAGUGGAGGUGGUUAUGGUCUUAUGUUGAGAAAAUAUGGCAUAGCUGCAGAUAACAUUGUAGAUGCACGAUUGAUCGACGCGAAUGGGAGGAUUCUUGAUAGGGUUUCCAUGGGGGAAGAUCUCUUUUGGGCAAUUAGAGGAGGUGGAGGUAAUAGCUUUGGGCUUGUUCUUUCAUGGAAGAUCAAAUUAGUAGAUGUUCCCGAGAAAGUAACUGUUUUCACACUUGACAAGACAUUGGAACAAAAUGCCACAAAGCUUGUACAUAAGUGGCAAUAUGUUGGUUCAAGAUUCCAUGAAGAUUUGUUCAUUAGGAUCUUGAUUAGUAGAUUGAACUCAAGUAGUCAAGGUGGUAACAACAACCAAACAAUUAUAGCUUCAUUCAACUCCAUGUUCCUCGGCGAAAUUGACCGACUACUUCCCAUCAUGCAAGAAAAUUUUCCUGAACUAGGGUUGAGAAGAGAAGAAUGCAUUGAAAUGAGCUGGAUAGAGUCUACAUUAUACUUUGCAGGAUUCUCGAGAGGUGAAUCUCUUGAUGUCUUGCUAAAUAGGACUCAGCUUUCGAGUCGAUACUUCAAGGCAAAAUCAGACUACGUGUAUCAACCAAUCCCAGAGGGAGGUCUCGAAGGAAUUUGGAGAUUGUUCUUUGAAGAUGAAGCCGCAUCAGCACAAAUGAUCUUGAGUCCAUAUGGUGGGAGGAUGAAUGAGAUUGCAUCAUCUUCUAUUCCAUUCCCCCAUAGAGCUGGAAAUUUAUACAAAAUCCAACAUUUGGUGUAUUGGGAUGAAGAAGGAGAAGAAGUAGCUGAAAAACAUAUAAGUUGGAUAAGAAGGCUUUAUUCUUACAUGACUCCUUUUGUUUCUAUGUUUCCAAGAGCUGCUUAUAUCAACUAUAGGGAUCUUGAUAUUGGUGUGAACAACAUCAAGGGAUAUACAAGCUAUCUACAAGCUAAGGUUUGGGGGACUAAGUAUUUCAAGAAUAAUUUUAAUAGAUUGGUUUUUGUGAAGACUAAGGUUGAUCCUUCAAACUUCUUUAGGAAUAAACAAAGCAUUCCUUCAAUUCACUUAUUGCCAUUAUAUAAUUACUUGGUGGAAGACAAAGGUGAAUGA